AUGAUAUAAAUAAGUAUCGAUAAUUUACAUUGUGGUUAAAACCAUAACCAACCAGUAAUAAAGAUAGCUAUGGAUUCGAAAUAUGAAAAAGAGGAAAGAUUAUUUUGUCAAGAAUGUCUAAACAACAAUUAAUAUAAAGGAAAUUUGAUAAAAAUUGAAGAAUUUGAAAAGUAAAUAUAAGAAUAAUCAAAUAAGAAAGAAUAAAUAAUAAAAAGUGAAAUAGAAAUAGCUAAAAAAUAUGUGGAUAUUUUGAAAUAAAAUUGUCUAAAUUUAAAACAAAGACUGAUUUCAGAAUUAGAUAGAAUAAUUGUUGAAAGUGAUAAAUGGUUAUUAGAAUUAAAUGAAAUAGUUGAUAAAAACAAUAAAUCGAAUUUUGUUUAAGAAUGGUGGGAUUAUAAUAACUAUUUAAAAUCGUAUCCAAAAAUAUUUAAAUCUAAAAUCCAAAAGUGUCAUAAUAUUUAUAUUAAGAAAUUAUUUGAACCUCUAUAAAAAUAUGUUUAAUAUGAUGAGGGGAAAAGAUGCUUAGAAAUAUUAUAAGAUUUAAGGAUAUAAGAUUAAACUUAAAUAUAAAUAAAAUAAAAUACAUUUGAUAAAAUACAAGAGAAUAAGGAAAGAUCAGAUGAAAGUGAAAUAGAAUUAAAAUUAAUUGAUGAUUCUAUAAUUUAAAAAUAAAUGUGUUAUGCUAUAGAUAUAAAUUCAGCUUGUUCUCUAAUGAUUUCUGGUAAGAAUGAAAAUAUAGUUUUAUGGAAUUUUAAAAAUGGUAAAAUAAGUGAGAUUGUAACUUUAAAAGCACAUGAAGAUGAUGUACAAUGUUUGAAAUUUAGUAAAAGAUAAAAUAGUUUUAUUUCAGGAUCGAAAGAUAAUUCACUCUAUUGUUGGAAAGUAAUUAAUAAUAAAUAAUAAUGGAUUCAUUCUUAACAAUUUAAAGUUCAUAAAGAUUGGAUAGAAUGUUUUUUAUUAAAUUAAAAUGAAGAUUAAUUAAUUGUCGGAAGUAAAGAUAAUUCUAUAACAAUUUGGAAUGUAGAUUUUAAAAAGAAUAGAUUAAUUUAUUAGUAUACAUUAACAGAACAUUAUAAUAAAGUAUGUUCAUUAAGUUUAAAUUAAUCUGAGACAUAACUAGCCUCUUGUGGUUAUGAUCAUUAUAUAAUAUGGGAGAGAAAUUAAUAAGAUUAAUGGUAAAUUAAAUAUAAAUAGGAGUAGAAAAAUAAAGGUGAGAAAAUUAAAUUCAUAAAUGAUAAUCAAUUCAUAUGGAUAACUGAAUAGAUUGAAUAAAUAUAAGUUUUUGAAAAAUAUGAAAAUAUUUAUAAAGAAGACUUAAAUAAAUGUUUGCAACUAAUUGAUGAUGAUUAUAAUUGGGAUGAAAGUCUAUUCCCAAUAAUUUACAACAUUUAAAAGAAUAUUAUUGUAUUAAGAUAAAAAAGAUAUAUUUAUUUUAUUAGACAAACUGAAAAUGGGUAUCUUAAAAUUAUUAAAGAUUUAAAUUGCGAUUAUGCAUCAAUUUAUGGUACAAUUACAGAUGAUGGAUUAUAUUUGAUUAUAUGGAAUUAUAAAUCAGAUAAGUAUUUAAUUUAUGAAUUAUAAUAUAAAUGA
This is a messenger RNA of Paramecium sonneborni, 1590 nucleotides long. Lineage: Eukaryota; Ciliophora; Oligohymenophorea; Peniculida; Parameciidae. The record is from the annotation of a GenBank genome assembly.